AAAGUAUGCAGUAAUGGCGGUGGCGCCGCAGUCGUGGCGAACUUGGUAGUUCGUGUUUGUCAUUCGUUGGAGUGGUCUAAAUUGUACAAAACAAUAAUAAAUAAGACGAAGUUGUAGUGUUUGUACUUAAGAUUAUUAUUAUAUGUGAUAAUCAGUGAUUACGUGUAUUAUAUAUUCGUAAAUUAUUUACUAGGUGUGUGUAUUUAUCAGGGCUAUUAUGAGGAUUUGACAGCUUAAGAUUACAACUUGUAGUCAGUAGUAGAAACCGGAUUAAAAUUACAAUAUCUCAACGUGCGGGUGCGGUUAUGAGAUAAUCGAUAAAAAUGAGGAGGUAGAAAAAAGUGGAAAAUGAGUGGAAAUCCCGUAGGAGGGUUGCUGCAACAGCAACAACCCAAUGUAAUGACUCAACUAAAACGUCAAAAACUGACGAACUGUAGAGACAGCGUGCCCUCUGUCCAUGGAAGACCCACGACUUCCCUUAGUAUCAAAACAAGACUCAGCAAUCAUCAGAGAAAUUUGAGCCUCGAUUUUAGGUCUAUGGGUAUUCUUUUACCUCCGGUCACUCAAGUCACAACUACAUCUACCAACCAUUUAACCCACCAUCAUCGUAAUCGCAGCCUCGAUUCCGCCCUUCAACGCAUUCCCGAAGUGGACGUUACCCCUAGCCCGGAAUGUGAAACAGUUAACGCCAUACUAUGUUCCAACGUGUCCAACACCAACGAAACCCUACCAAAGUCGUCUUCCAAACAAAGAAAUGACGAACUCGCGAGUCUCGGUUCGGACGAUUCUGGGAUCUUAUGUGGCUCAGACGCCGGAUCUUCGUCGGAUUCGAACGCCACACGAGAAUCCAGUGUCGAAUACAUCGAUAACAUCGCCGUUACCGAAACCGAAGUCGAAUCUAAAAACACCGAUAACGCACAAGAAGAUAAAAGGACUAAAAAUAAUAAAAAUUCUAGCGGAGAUGCUCCUAAAAGUUCCGGUAUGUUGCGAUUACUCGAAAGCAAAGUGUUUGACGUUUCAAUGGCCAUGCACUAUCUAUUCAACAGUAAAGAACCGGGAGUUUUGUGUUAUAUCGUUAACAAAAUGUUCAGUUUCGAUCACCAUGAAGUUGAUUUCUAUUUGCCUCAGUUAGUGUGUAUGUAUAUACAGAUGCACGACGUUGCCGAAGUCAUCCAUAGGUAUCUUAUUCAUAGAUGUAGAAAAUCCAUAGACUUUUCACUGAAGUGUGCCUGGUUGUUAGACGCUUUCAGUUCAGAUGCGUCUCUACCAACCAAAAAGAAACCUCACGGCGUUAAAUUGCGCAACCUCAUACUCUCCGACGAACUCAGACCAAAGGACCAAAAAGUCAUGACCACUUCUUUAAAUUCCGCCGUCGGAGAUAAACUGACCGUCCCGCAAUAUAUCAAAAAAACCCAUCAGAGAUCGCACAGUGAUGCCUCAGCAUUGUUUCCCGGUUUGAAGAAGGGAUGGCCAAAUACGACGAAACUCAGUUUGGGAGAUUUGAGUUCGGGCAGAGCUUUCGAUAACGGCUGUGUAUGUUUUGAUAGUUGUCAAAACGUAGUUAAUGAUCUUAGGGGAGAAAAGACUGAAUGCAUUUGUUCGGCGCCUAGAUUACGACCCGAACUGGAAUUUAUGCAAGCACUUAUAAUGAUCGGCAAAUUACUUAGUUCAAUACCUACGAAAGAAGCAAAAACAACAAGACUUGUAGCGGAAUUGACAACAUUGAAUUUGAAUCUACCAUCCAGAGUAUGGUUGCCACUAAAUAGUCAAAAUCCCCAUUUUAUCGUUAGGAUACCACCGCAAGUGGCAGCUGUAUUAAACUCCAAAGAUAAGGCUCCUUAUAUUAUUUACGUAGAAGUAAUUGAAGUGGAUGAUUUAGAAAGUUCUCCUGUGCCGCAGAAAAUAAUGCCAACAUUGAGGCACACAAAAUCUGAAGAAAAUCUAAAACAUGAAACUAUCUCCCUUUCAGCUUUCAGCAUGUGUGGAGGUUGUUAUGAUGAUUUAGAUCCUGACUGGAGUCAAGAAGAUGAUGAAAUUUCACAACAGUACACUCAAAUAAGAAAAUCAAUAGACCGAGAUACUAUCUCACAAAUGAGUCAAGAAUCUAGCGACUCUAGAGAACCGCCAAUGUCCAUUCCAGCCAGUGAAAUUCGAAGACGAUUAUCUGACUUCUUUCAUGAGGAAAAAAGUAAACAAUUUACACAUGAUCCAGAAGAUCCUUCUGCUGCAGUACUGAAAGAACCCUGGCAGGAUAAAGAACAGAGAAUUAGAGAAAGUUCUCCAUAUGGCUAUCUAUCAACUUGGAAAUUAUUAUCUGUCAUUGUAAAAUGCGGAGACGAUUUAAGGCAAGAACUAAUGGCUUCCCAAAUAUUAGAGACUUUUCAGAAAAUCUGGGAAAUGGAGCAUGUUCCACUUUGGUUGCAUCCAUAUAGAAUAUUGUGUUUGUCAGAUGAUAGUGGCCUGAUAGAACCAAUAUUGAACACAGUUUCUCUUCAUCAAGUGAAGAAACAUUGUCAAUUAUCACUCCUUCAAUACUUCAUCAAUGAAUUUGGACCUAUAACUUCAGAAGAAUUUCUUACAGCUCAGAAGAAUUUUGUACAAAGUUGUGCUGCUUACUGCCUCAUAUGUUACCUAAUACAAGUGAAAGACAGACACAAUGGUAACAUAUUAUUGAAAAGUGAUGGUCAUUUGAUACAUAUAGAUUUUGGUUUCAUUUUGUCCACAUCGCCGAAAAAUCUCGGCUUCGAAAAGUCUCCCUUCAAGUUAACACCAGAAUUUGUUGAGAUAAUGGGUGGUGAAAAUUCCGAUAUGUUCGAGUACUUCAAAAUUUUAAUUCUUCAGGGUUUGAUAGCGGCAAGAAAACAUCAUGGAAUGAUUGUUACCUUAGUUGAAAUUAUGAGAUCAGGCUCUCAACUACCAUGUUUUAAAUCAGGAGCGUCAACCUUACAAAAUCUUAAGAAUCGUUUUCAUAUGAAUAUGACGGAAGAACAACUUCGUCUGGAGGUCAAUCGCAUGGUAGAAGGCAGUAUCCAUUCACUGUCCACUAAACUGUACGACGGCUUCCAGUAUUUUACCAACGGUAUUCUCUAACUGUGCCACGAUUUCAUUAUCUAGUUGGCAAUUUGUUUUUAGAUGAUUCAACUGUACAGAGUGUCGUUUUGUUCACACAUACAUUUUUAACGAUUUAAUUAAAUAUUUUAUUACUUUAUCUUUAAUUUAAUACUACUUUGAGAACCCUAUGUUCUCCGACGUGCUGCAUACUGUCAUAAAGGACCAAUUGUUUGUUUCAAUUAAUUUAUAAUUGAUUCCAAUGCACAACUUUAAAUUAAGUUUUAUUACUCAAUUAUAUAUAUUUACAAAUUUAAUAUUUCAUUGGAAUCAUUUUAAAAUUGAUUAAGAUAACAUUUUAGCAAUGAAUUAAAGAUUGAUGUAAUAUUAAUGAAACUUUAAUACAUUAUAGUUCAAUGCAGAAAAUUCCUUAUUAUAGGAAAUGAAAUUUAUUAUUGUGCUUCAAGAUAAAAUUUUAUUUUGCAGAAACUGAUUUAAAAAUAGCUAUAUCUUGCAAAAGUGUUAAAACUUAACAUUGUUACAUUACCAGUUUUUUACAUCCUCAUCACAUUCAAUCUACAGAAGUUGUUGACUACCAAUUUGUAUUGAGAAAAAAAAACUAUUGAGAUAAAAGUUUAACUGCUUACUGUUGCCACUUCUUUCUUUUGGUUUUUUAUUUGAUCCAAGCUUCGGAAAUUAUAACCUAAUCUAUGAAUACUCCUUAGAACUUCUGAAAAGCUAGUUAAAUAUCAAAAAAAAUUGUUCUUCAUUGAAAUCGAGUCUGUUUGAUCAAUCCAUUCCAAGCAUUUUCAAACAAAAAGCAAUCUUGCAUUUCUUCUUCUUUUAAGAGACAAUAAAUUACUAUAAAAUUUUCUAAUUAUAAUUCAUUAAUAUAAAUGUCUCUCAACUUAUUAAAGAUGCUCUUGUAGCAAAACUACCGCUCAGUUAUAGAGGUGGAGAUCAACAAGAAACAUUCUCUAUUUACGAAUUGAAUUGAGAAACAUAAAUUGUAAAUGAUACUUUACUCUAAAAAAUGUUAUUCUUCAGUUUUAGAGUUUGAAUUCAAAUUAUGAAAUUGUUGAUGUUGCUUUAUAUGAAUAUAAAUCCAGGCAACUACAUUACUGAUGAUUCUUCAAGUUAUAAUCAAUAAUUUUAACUUUACUAAUUCAUAUUAUUUCAUAUUCAUAUAUAUACUAAUUCAUAAAACUUAAUUUGAAACUACUAUUAUUAAAUUGAGAAUUUGUUACUUUUUUUAAUUUGUAUGUUCUAAUAUAUAGUUGUAUAUCCAGGUCUUUUUAAACUAUUUUUAUUCUAUUUUCUGUUACUCUUGUGAAGAUUUCGUCACUGUCGCCCAAAUUUUACUUUUUUUUGUUCUGUUAGGUAUCCAAAAUUCCUAUGUAAAUAUUGGAGUUUGUCAUAAAAUUGUUUUGAUUAUUAGUAGUUUCGCCUCAAGGUGUAAUCCGGUUUGUUUUAAAUACGUUCUUAUUUAUAUCGCCAUCUUGCUUUUAAUUUUUUUGUAUUACUGUUUGAUUUGUUCCAGUAUUUCUGUAUUAAUUCUAAUAUUCAUCUUUACCUAAUCCUCCUCAAUUACAAAUAUAUUUUUUUAUUUAAUUUCAUUCCUAUGUUUAUAACUGCUGCAUUUUACACACAUUUUUACAAAAUGUUUUCGUGAAGCUAUUGAAUGCAUCAUUUUAUAUUGUUCCUGAAGAAGAAAGCUUAGACUUUUCCAUUCUUAAUACUAUAUUUUCAGUAGAUCCUGCAGAGAUUUGAUUUCUUAUAACUAUAUCAUAGUUGUUUUCAUAAUUUACUGUAUUAUCUAUCUAUCUAUCUAUCUAUCUAUUUUUUCGCUACUAAUAUUUUAUAAAAUUUCUCUCUGGUUCUCUACCAUAGUCUGUUUCUAAGUUUUAGAAAGCAAUACACCUUAUAACAUGUAUAUCACAUCUCUUUAUAUUUUUGCAUUGCUUAAGAUACAUUGGAACAUAUUUAGAGGAAUUGAAUGUAUCUGAUUUUUAUUCAUGGAGUAGUGCAGUUUCACAAUGUUGGUCAAUACAUUACGACAUGGGAUGUAAAAAGCAUAAAUUACUGUGUAUUUUGUAUAAAAAAGACAGUACUAAGAUAUAAUAGUUGGCAAUAUAAACUUUAAAAAAUUGCACACAUAGAAAUAACUCAUGAAAAUACAAAAACAACAAUAGAAAUAAAUGAGAAUUUGAGCUCUACUUACAACUUGAUAAUUUUUUUUCAUUAAUAAAAGCUUAUAAUUCAGUUUUUGUCGCAAACUCGUCUUAAUUUUAGAUCUCUUUUUUUUACCUACUUUAGAAACAAAUUUUCAAUCAGAAGAGAUCUAAAAUAAAGACGGUUUUGCAAAAAAUCAUAUAAAAGGGCCUAAGAAAUUCAGCUUUUUUCCAAUUUUCUAUUUUGCAUCACUUAGAAAGUGUGGUUAUUCCUUUUUUUGUCUUAACAAUACAUCUUUUACCUUUUAGAAUUCUAGACAUUUCCUGCUCAUUACUUAUAUUUCUUUAUCAAUAAUCAACUCAAUUUGACUAAAAGUCGAUGUUAAAUAUAUCAAAAUAAUCUUAUUAAUCACACAUUUGUUCAACGCAAAUACUUCCUCUGUUUAUGUAACCGCGAUAUCAUAACGGAAAUCGUUACAGUAGUCUUAUAUAUAACGUUUUGUUUUAAGCAGCUAAAUAAGUGUAUUUAAGGGUGAAAAUUUUGGUUGAGAAUAGGUGAGUUUCAUAACCCUCAUAUAUUAUAGUAUUACUUUAUUUUCAAAAUGAUGGUUUAUGUGUUAAUAAGUAUUAAAUAUAUUUUGACAAUCCUACAGUAGCUUCUAAAAUAAUAUAAUCAUUUGUUCAAUUGCAAAUGUUGCCUGUCUACGUUGAACUUUAUGAAUUUUUAUUUGUGUUGUUGCGUUUUCGAAUAUUCUUCAAAUUGUAAUUUGCUUCACCUUGACCCAAAUUGGGCAUUGCAAAGUUGUGGAAUUAUUCUAUCCUUAUUCAUCAAUCAGAUUUUCUUCUUAUACAAUUUGUAUGGCAAAAGUUAUUCAGUCUAUUUACAACCCAAAACCCAGAUUUAAGCUUUUUUAAUGCAUUUGAGAAUUUGUCUUCAGUGUAAUAUGAGUAACAACUAAUUAACUAAUUUCAUAUUUUAAAUACCUACGAACAACGUUUUUACGGGUUGUUAAUAUUAAUAUUUUAAUGACGAAAGAACUCUUGUCCUAUUAAUUUUUUUAUGUAGAUUAAGAUUCUAUUCAAUUUAUACUACCUUUGAAAACAAAGCUAACAAGUAUAUUGUAAUAUUUGUAAGUUGUAGACAUUAAGAGUGGUUGAUUUAUAAAUGUAGUUAUUUUUCUUGGGAUGCUUUAAUGAAUCUAAUGGUUAUUUUAUUUUGGUAAUUCACUAUAUACAUUACCAUAUCCAUGCUGUUACUAUCGAAAUUAACAAACAAUUUUGAGUGGUUUCUGCAAAAUAAUAAAAGCACAAUUCUUAGUGUUAAAAUUGAAGUCUGUCGAUAAAUUUGAUUUUUCAAAAUCUCACUACAACUUUGUUGAAGUUAUAACUGUAGGUAUGACUACUUGAGAUCGUCUCACUAGUUACAUAUUAUUGUUAUUAAGAUGCUCAAAGUUUAAAAAAUCAUUAGUAAAAAAUGUAUCAACGGAAUUAUGAAUUUUUUAUUGAUGAUAUAAUGGCGUUUUAUAAUAUAUACAGUGUUAAAACAAAUUAUGAAAUAAAAUUAAUUUUGGCGAUAUUUUAGAUAAUUUCAAAAAUAAUUUGAUUGUUUUAUUACAAUGUCAAAUAUUAAUGCAAUAAAAAUUCGCCAAAAUUUUACGGAUACGACGUGGUUUCAAAAAUUUUAAGUGAGAAUUAAACAAUAAAAGAUCCAUUGUUCAUGAAUUCUGUUUUUUCUUCCUAAAUUUUAAACAGACUCUUUUGCAAGCAACAGCGUCACUCAAAUGGUUUGGUUUCAAAUUAAUGUAAUGGCUUAUAGUCGCUAUUUACCACAUUCAAACAAAUGUCACACAACAAUAUACCCCAUAUAGGUAGAAAACUAUUCGAGUACUACUGGUUUAUCCUGACAUAGAGUAAAUAAUUAUUAUUAGAUGCACUUCAAAUGAUUCAAAAUGCGAACAUUACUUAUAUUACGGUAGUCAGUUAUCACUAAUAGAGUAAUCCACUAUGGUCAUUUGUCAAAUGUAUCAAGAUCUAACUCAUGAAACAUUUUAAACAAAUAAAAAAAUAAUGAUGAUGCCCAUUUAUCAUUUAUAUCAAAUUACAAAUUGUACUUUAUCGUAAUUCAAAUUACAGUUGAGCUGAAAAAAAAUUUAAUUAAAAUUUUAUCAGUUCCGCUUUAUUUCAAGACCUCUGCUUAUUCUCCUCUCUGCUUUCCAUAUUGUCUUAGCUUGUCCAUUUUCUUAUUUUUAAGAACUUUGGCUUUCGCUGUUUGACAGCAGUAGUUAAGUUUCCUCUAUAAAUUCUAUUGUGGAUUGUAUGUCAAGCUAUUUUUAUCUUUAUUUCUCAUUUUACCUUUCUUCAACUCUACCGCUUCAUAAGUGCUUUAUCUUCACCCAUGUUUUAAUUUAAUAUUUUUCUAUUAGAAACCAAGCUUCAUAUCCAAACAAAUGAUUUGAUCUAUAUAUAGUUUUUAAUGGGUUUGUUUUGGAUAUUCAAAAAUUUGUAAAAAUAACAUUUUAAUAUGUUAUUGAGCACUAAUUAAAAUAAUCCAACAAACAAGAUUAUGGAUUUUUUUUUUCAUAUUUUUCUUUCAAAAUAUAUUCAUUAUUUGGACUACCAAAUAAUUUAAAAAUAUAGAGUGAUUUAAUUAUUACAAUUAAUACUGUAUAGGUUCAAAUUUUUUUGAAUGUAUAAUUAAAAUUAAAAUAACGCCAAAAUAAACAAAAUACUAAUGUUAAUAGGGUAUUCACAUAAAUAAUUAAUUAAUAUAUUUAUAAUCUAUAUGGGCUGCGUGUACAUAAACUUUUUAAAUAUAAUGUGUAUAUUUUAAUUAAGUGCAUAAAAAUACUCAAGUCAAUUUUUCAUACUAAAUGCAAAAACUUUUCGAGGCCAAAUAUGUAAAAAAGUGAACGUUUUUUAUGUAUUUUAUUUUGUUAAAUAUAAUUUUUAAAAUAUUAGAUAUAUUUAUUUCUACAUUUAAUUUUAAGCAUUGUGGAUUUAAAACAGUGGUUAUAUCUUAUAUUUGAGAUUUAUUGAUAUUAAUAUAAAACUGUAUAAAUAAAACAUUCCAAAAAAUUCUGAAAA
Molecule: messenger RNA, 8303 nt
Organism: Diorhabda carinulata
Lineage: Eukaryota; Metazoa; Arthropoda; Insecta; Coleoptera; Chrysomelidae
Gene: fwd
Product: phosphatidylinositol 4-kinase beta
Exons: 11
Coding region: 349-3090 (913 amino acids)
Biological process (GO): phosphatidylinositol phosphate biosynthetic process; phosphatidylinositol-mediated signaling
Cellular component (GO): cytoplasm; membrane
Molecular function (GO): 1-phosphatidylinositol 4-kinase activity
Source: RefSeq, a predicted model, not a curated record